Molecule: messenger RNA, 5455 nt
Organism: Porites evermanni
Lineage: Eukaryota; Metazoa; Cnidaria; Anthozoa; Scleractinia; Poritidae
Source: the annotation of a GenBank genome assembly
AUAAUCAACAUGGCGACCUCUUGUAGAUUUCGCCUUUUUAAAACUCCUUUACGAUUGCUAGUUUCAAGGUCCUUUUGCGUGAAUGAAUCUUCUAAAAGCCAUCCGAACUUUCUACCUUUCGAUAACAAAGAUGUAAGAUCCAUUUUGAAGAAAAUCACGGGUCGCAACUUGGAGAAAAUCUACUCUGCACGUAAACAAGAUCUGACUGUUCCCACAUACAAAUUAAUGACAGAUUCCGAGUUUCUACAGGUUAGAGAUACAUCUUUUUUACUUCAAAGGAUACUUUUGCUGUAGAUUUCCGUACUACCCCAUACAUUUAUUAAGCCUGUAACAUCUUUUUCAUACUAUUUGACACAUGCGUACAAUGUACAUGUAGGCUUGUGUUGAGUUAUGCAUGUUAUGGGGUUGUUCAGAAAUCCUACAUCUUUUACUUAUUUUGAAGAUAUUUCUGCAUUAUCUCAGCCAACAGUCAGGCGAUUAUCAGCCAUUUGACAGCUGACGCAUUUUCCUUUUAGAGGAGGGGGAGGGGUAUGUAUGUGGUGGGCAGGGGGCUUUUCUCCUCUUUUAGAGCAGUUAGCCCAAAUUCCCAGGGGUCUCUCCUCUCUAAAACCAAGCCCUAGAAUUUCAAUUCCCAUGGAAAACAAUAUUUCAGUUCCAUGCCCAGGAGAUCAUGGGAAACCAUCAGUAACAAUUUUUUGGUUCCGUGAAAAUUCAUGGGAACCCAUCCCCAUAAAAUGUUUUUUAGAACAGACAUCUGGAGCUAGUCACUGUCCUACUUCAGAUGUCUGUUUUAGCAAGGUGUUUAUUAGAGAGAAUGUUUUUAUAUAUUUUAUGUAUUUUUUUUGUUUUAGGCUCAACAUGAAAUUGAAGGGAAAGCUGAAAAAUUACUUCAAAUGCCACCUGUGAUGGAAGAACGGCAGGAGAUCAAUGAAGUGUUGGAAGAAAAUAAGGACAUAGCUCACUUUUCAGAGUCAAGUUAUGUCUUCACUGAUAUUAGUACCAGUGUGUGCAACAGAGUAAGAUUAAUGAUUACAGAAGUGCUCUUUCUGGGUGACAGCAGCUUUUUUGUUUUGUGUAUCAAACCCAUUGCUAUUUUGACAUUCGCAUUGCCAUUCCUGUUAAAUGUCGUGACCAACCCCAACUGUCUGUCUUAGAGUCACCAUCUUACAAAAGCCUGGGGCAUACACCAGGCCCCAGGUGUUCAAGAGGUAUAUAGCACUAUCCAUUGGGAAAAUCUCCAUCCUGUGGAUAAGUAUUAAGGAAACCACUACCCACUGGAGAGAGAUUUAUACAGUCUGUGGAUAGUACUAUCCACCUUCUCAACAUCUGGGGCCAGGUGUCCAUUUUAUAGAACCAUCUCUGACCAAUUCUCUUCUUAUAACAUAGGUAUCAAUAUAUUAUAAUCAAGGAGAAGGGUUAUGAGAGUUAAUAAAAGAGAAGGGAAGGGAAAAUGAUCGAUCUUUUAACAAAUUCUUACAACUAAAUUUUUCACAAAAAUUAUGUAUGGAGAUUUAAGUCUUAAGAAUGUGUACUAUGCAGAUAUAAAUUUGGGACUUACAGUCAAAACAGGAAAAUCGUAAACACCAGGAAUAUUAUGUUAUUGUGUUCCAAGAAAAAAAGCCAAUCAACCACAAGCAAGGUCAUCAAUUAGUUUGUGGUUCUGUGGCCAGUUCACAUCUUGAUCUUUGCUGUGAUUGGUCAUAGCACAAUAAACAUCCCUGACAUAUUUCAAGUGUUCACGGUUUUGCCUGUCACACUGUAUAAGGUUAAGCAACAGUUGACUGUACUUUUUUAAUUAAAACUUUGAGUGUUUAUUUCUUAUUCAGACCAGGUUAAUAACCAUAAGAGAGGCAAAUGGAAGAUUACGAAAAGCCAGGUGGGAGGAAAGGGACAGAAUGAAUCAGAUAUACUUUCCGAAACCAGGGAGAAAACAUGAAAUACCUGAACUGCUAAAAGAUGAAAACCUUAAGGUAAUGUAAACUUAAUGGAUAAAGUAACUCCAAUUGAGUUUAUGCAAUCUGCUAAUCACUAUUAUUUUGGUACAGUUGGUUCUGAAUAAUAAAUUAUUAUUAUGUUUCUGUGCAGGAAUGUUUAUAGAAUUGCCACAAGUCGACUAGUCUACACAGCGGUCUUUAGUGUCGUCACGCAACUCUAAGUGGAGUUUUAUAAAUAAUAAGCAAGCGGAGUGAGGUCUUUAGGUCGUGAAGUGGCCUGAAAGUCUAGAAUUUUUACAGUCACUUCUCGUGUCAUGUCUGUUAGAGGCAUUAAGUUUUUGAGUGUUCAACAGGAGAAAUGUUAAAAGGGAGGGGAAACUCGAUAGAAAGGUUGUGGUAUUUUGUUUCCAAGUCAGCUGUUUAAAAGCUGUAUUUCUUCUGUUUCACAGAGAGUGUUUCAACAGAAUCGCCAUGAAGAUGCUCUUGAUCUGACAGUUGUACAGUUUGAGCCUGAUUCAGCAGAUUAUAUCAGAGUAAGUAAAAACAAAAUAUACUAAGAGGAAACAUUUUUCAGCUUUUUAAUCCCUUUACUUUUUGGGUUAAUCGAAUUAGUUGAACUUACCGGUAACCUCCCUUGAGAGACCACCAAAAUGAAAAGAUUUAGUGGUCGCUUAUGGAAAGUGUUAGCCUGUAAGAGAAUGAAACCACAGGAGGUCUUUUCUGAGAAGAGGUCCGGAUACAUAUUCUUUUUGGCAGAGAAAUUAUUUAUUGCAUGGAAUUUCUUAGAAGUUACCUUAAAACUCUGAAAAUAAGCCCCAGGGGUUAUAUUUUUCACCCUUUUUGAGGGGCUUAUUUUUGGAGGGGCUUAUAAUAUGGAGGGACUUAUCUAUGGAGGAAAAUUUGUGUUUCAAAAUCGAUUGGGCUAGCCUUAUAGUUGGAUGUAAAUUUAUUGUUUUUGCUUUGUUUAACUUUGUAUUUGAGGGAUAUUUCCAAAUACAAGCCCCCGGCGGGCUUAUAUUUGGAGGGGUGAUUUAAGGAAGGGUUUUUUGCGUUACCGUUUUGGGGGGCUUAUAUUUGGAGGAGCUUAUAUAUGGAGGGGCUUAUUUUCAGAAUUUUACAGUAUAUGCUUGUGUGUUGUCACUGAAAGUUCUUUUUCUACCCUGAGUGGCAUAGUACAUAAAGCAAAGAGACCAUGCCAUGAGUCAGGUAGUUGCUUUAUAGUAGAAGUUAAAAGCAAUGCAUAACUAUAAGACUGUCGGGCCAAAAAGUGGUUUUGUUUGAUUAUGAAAGAUGGUCGUUUUUGAAAGGUUCUAAUAAUAGGGCUUUGACAGGGAUAAUUUUGGCACUGUGGAUAGUUGUUGGUUGCUUAUGGGAGGUUGUCUUUAAUUAUAAGAGGUGGUUGUACAUGAAAGUUCAACUGUAUUAAUCCUCUAAUUAAGCCUUAAGAGUGACCAGCAUCAAAUUUCUCCUUGUAAUAUCAAUGCUUUGUAAAACAGAGAGGUCAUGGGAAUUAUGGACAUGAUCACACAAGAUACAAGGAGUUGAUACUUCAAGAACUUCAAUCAAUUCUCACUACCACUCUUAUAGGAAAUAUAUAGGGGCAACAAAUGAGAAUACAAAGUUUGAUCUUAGGGUGUAUUUCUCUCUUUACACCAGGUACAUCACAAGACUUAUGAAGACAUUGUACUCAGUGACAAGUUUGAUCUUUUGAGAUCAACGAGACACUUUGGAGGACUGGUUUAUUACCUUGUAAAGGCUCAAAGAAUAAUGGAACUAAUUGAAGACAUGAUGACGAGAGACCUGUAAGGAAUUGUUUUAACUGACUUGACUUGAUAUGUUUAAUAAUGCAAAUUGUGGGCGUUAAAAUAUAAUAGCAUCUAUCAUCACAUAUUUACUUCAUCACAUAUACUCACAUCACACAAGAUUUGUCCACUUUUUAAAAAUGACUGCUAGCAGAGUCGCUUCAAGGAAGAUCGAAGGAGACUCUGUUAGCAGGGUAAAUAAAAUAAUUAUGCAUCAGGUUUUUGCUUUAAGUGCUUUUUUCAUUAUAAAACUCUAUUGGAAUUCACAGGCAAAGCUCUCACAAUAUUAGUGAAUUUGUUGAAAUUUGGUUUAAGUAUGAACUUAACGUGCCAUUUAACAGUCACUUUUUUCUUGACAGUUGGGAAGACUGCGUGGAAGUGGUAAAACUUCAUCAUCUUCUACAUCCCUACAGUAAGAUAGCUGAACAAGCAAUCAGAAACAAUCUUAAAGGAUUGUUUAUGUUGCGGGUAAGUUAUGAAUGGUUCUAACAGUGAAUGAAAUUAAUAGAAUGGACAGUCAGUGAAAAAAAUGCAAACAAACAACACAUCCAACAAAAGACCAGGGAAUAGAAAGCAACCCAGUUGACAGGGGAAUUGAACAGAACGAUAGACUGGACAUUAGCAAAACAAUAGUGUGUUUUCACUCACAUGGCCAGCAUCUAUCCAAAUUUAUUGGAAUAAACGAAAGCAUUUGCAUAAGAAAGGAACUCAACUCCCACAGGACUGGUUUGGGACCCCAGCGUGGCCGCUGUUCCAUUGUUUUGGGACACUAAUAUGGCUGCCGUAACGUCAUGGGAAAAAACUCUGUAGACCAAGCAAUAGAACAUGAAGAAUAAACUGGACAAUAGGAUUAACUGAACAACACAAGAGACUGCUCAGUAGCAUAACACAAUAAACCAGACUAAAGAACAGCACCAUAGACUAGACCAUAAAAUAAUCAUGCAGUAGAAUGGACAAUGGUAUACCCUAAUAGACUGGAAAAUAACAUACCAUAAAAUUCCAAAAAUAAGCCCCUCCAAAUAUAACCCCCCCCCCACCCCCCCAAGUCAUAAUGCAAAAAAACCCUCCGUUAAAUCGCCACUCCGAAUAUAAGCCCCCCCCCCGGGGGGGGGGGGGGGGGGGGGGGGGNAAUAUAAGCCCCGGGUGGGGGGCUUGUACUUGAAAUUUGCCCUCGAAUACAAAGUAAAACAAAGCAAAAAUGGUAAAUUUCCUUCCCACUUCAAGCUAGCACAAUCGAUUUUGAAACGCGAAUUUCCCUCCAUACAUUAGCCCCUCCCAAUAUAAGCCCCUCAAAAAGGGCCUUUGAAAAAUAUAAGCCCCCAGGCUUAUUUUCAGAAUUUUACGGUAACACAAUAAACUGGACACCAGAAUUAUAACACAAUAGACUGGACAAUAACUGAACAACAGGACAAUGUGAUAGACUGGGAAAUAAUACAAGAACAAAAUAGACUACACGAUAGAACAACGCAGUUGACUGGACAACAGAAUAACAACAAUAGACAAGACACUUAUGGGGUAUCAGCAACUUAUGCUAAUGGUUAAAACAUGCACAUUAAUUCUAGUUAAGAGCAUUUAAGUCAUUUCUUGUAAUCUUGCUUUUUCCUUGUUCUGAACUGACAGGCCUACGUUAGAAGGCACGGAUCGCCUGAGUCAAUGGAGAGAUUGGAAGAGUAUAUGCUUUAUAGAGAGAACGAGAAGGCGCAAAUUUCUAAUAAUUAA